AUAUGCUGCAAAUAUACCAUCCUUAACAGUUAACACGGAAAGUGAGAUAUCAACAGAUAUAUAUUCAAAAGUUAUGAAAAAAGAUGAGGGCAUCUUCUGAUAGAGGAAAUAGACGAAAUAAAAAAAUUUUAAAUUUACAAUCUCUAAUGAAAAAAAUGAAAAGUAAACAUUUGAUAAAUGGUGAAGGGGAAGAUGUACUAGAGGAUUUUUUUACUGGACUUCCUUUAUCUUUUAUUAAAACCCACGUGCAUAGUGGAGGAUUAAAUAAUCCUCGGAGAAUAAAAUAUAGCAGCCAAAUGAAACAAUUUGCUUCCACAUUACAUUUUUAUUCACCCAAAGCUUAUAAUUAUAUAAGAAAUAAAUUCUGUAUGCCUGCAGAAUCUACAUUGAGAUCUUGGAGCCAGCAAAUAGAAAUAAGGCCAGGUUUUUUAGAUUCUUCCUUCAAAAGGAUUAAAACAUUUCAAUCAAAUUCGCAUGUACAAUUAUUUACUAUUUUAAGCCUUGAUGAAAUGUCUAUUCGGCGACAUAUUCAUUGGGAUAAAAAAGUGUUUCAUGGAUAUAGAGAUUUUGGUAAUGGAAUAAAACCUUCCGAAUCUCUACCUGAGGCAAGCAAAGCUUUAUUUCUUAUGGCAACAUGUUUAAAUGGUACAUGGAAAAUUCCUUUAGGAUAUUUUUUAGUAGCUUAUCUCAGUGCUGAGAUCUUAUCAAACAUAGUAACUAAUGCACUCCAUUUAUUACAUGAUACUGGGGUCAUCUGUAAGGCAAUGGUAUGUGAUGGCCUUUCAACUAAUAUCAAAAUGUGUCAAAUACUUGGCGCCUCUUUGAAUCCAAAUAAUUGUGUUCCAUAUUUUAGUCAUCCUAGUAAUUGUGAAGAAAAAGUGUAUGUUAUAUUGGAUGUAUGGUAUGCCAUAUGAUGAAGCUACUUAGAAAUCUGCUCGGUGAUAAAAAAAAUUUAAUCAAUAAUAAUAAUGGAGCUAUAAUAAAUUGGAAAUAUAUAAAAAAUCUUCACAAUUUACAGGAUAAGGAAGGACUAAGGGCUGCUAAUAAAAUUGUCCGUUCUCAUCUUGAGUAUCAUAAGCAGAAAAUGAAAGUUAAACUUGCCGUUCAAGUUUUUAGUAGCUCAGUGGCUAAAGGAAUUAUUUUAGCGCAAGAGCUAGGAAUUGAGGGGUUUGAAAACUGUGAAGGCACAGUAGACUUUAUUCAAAUGAUUGAUCAAUACGUUUUAACCUACAAAACCUCCCAAGAUCAUCUUGAACUAUUUUUUAGUUGUUUACGCAGCAGAGGAGGGUUUAACAAUAAUCCAUCCGCUUAUCAAUUACGAUCUGCCGUUAGAGCCGUCUUGAUAGGAAAAAUGGAAGCAUUAACAACAGGUAAUUGUAUUCUAAUCGACAAUACUAACCUUAUUUGUGGAGAUUAUCAAAAAAAUGAUAAUGAUGAUGACCAUAUAUAUCCUAUAGAUAUAUCAUUUAUAGAUGUGCCAAAUAUCCCACUCUACCUUAAUAAUGUUGCAACAUAUAUAUCUGGUUAUAUAAUACGUAAACUUAUAUCUGAAAAAAAGGUAAAAUGUUAUAAUUGUAUAUCUGCUAUCAUCGAUAAAACUUGUGAAGAUAAUGAGAGCUACAAUUUAAUUAAAAUAAAAAACAAUCAAGGAUUAAUAAUCCCUUCAAAGAGCAUAUCUAAAUUAUGUCAACUAGCAGAAAGUGCAUUUCGUAUUUUUGAAAAGAAUAAUCAAAUAAAAAAGUCAUUUAUAUUUAAAUGCAUAGUAUCAUUUGUUAUUUCUAAAGCAAUGGAAACAAACAUUUUUGAUGAUCUGGUAGAUCAUAUGCUAAACCAGGAGGGUACAUUCAGUCAUUAUCAAAUAUUAAUUACAUUAAUAGUGGAACGCUAUAUAAACAUAAGGUUAUAUCAUUAUGCAGAUAAACAUAACAAAAAUUCAAAUAUCAAUAUUCGGCAGAAGUUGACGAAAACCAUUCUAUUCGCAGGACAAUAAAUAUAUUGGCACAUGAUCUUUUUUAAUUUAUAUUAUGACUGUAUAUAUUUAAAUAUGGAUGCUAUAUAUUAAUGAAUUUUGUAAUUUAUCGUACAUUAUAUCUAUUUUCUAAUUUAUAAUAAA
Gordionus sp. m RMFG-2023 is the source of this 2113-nucleotide messenger RNA. RefSeq lists its product as uncharacterized. The record is from RefSeq and is a predicted model, not a curated record. The transcript has 5 exons. Lineage: Eukaryota; Metazoa; Nematomorpha; Gordioida; Chordodea; Parachordodidae. The coding region runs from base 899 to 1990 and encodes 363 amino acids.